Messenger RNA from Penicillium lagena, 1071 nucleotides. RefSeq names its product SET domain-containing protein. The annotation marks the transcript as partial. Gene Ontology annotation, molecular function: protein binding. Lineage: Eukaryota; Fungi; Ascomycota; Eurotiomycetes; Eurotiales; Aspergillaceae. The record is from RefSeq and is a predicted model, not a curated record. The transcript has 2 exons.
AUGUCUGAAGUCGUAUAUAUCACUGUCGAACAACCGCAACCAAAUCCUGUAGACGGGAUCACCCAGACGCAGCCUGAUUGGAUCCACCCGCAUUUAAUUGAGAGCGUCGACCCGGUCAAGGGCCGCCAGCUGCGCGUGUCACACCUCGUCCCCGAAGGGACCUGUCUUCUUGUCGAUCGUCCAUACGCAGUCAUUCCUGUCGUUGAUGAGCCAGCAGUGAACGAUGAUCUGAUCUGCAGCAGUCCCGCUUGUAAUCGCCGAGCAACUUGCCAUAAUACUGAGCGGUAUCCGUGCCCCAAUGCCUGCAUCCCGGAUGUGGUUUGGUGCAGCAACACCUGCAGAGACGCCGAUAGAACUCGACAUGCCUUCGAAUGCACAUGGCUGAAGAGGUACGCGGGACCAAUUCGGACCAAAUGGGGCGAAUACAACUUCGGCAUGCUGUGGGUGAUUAUUCGACUGCUUGCUACGCGGCAUGUCGAAAUGCAAGAUCCCUCCACCGGUGCUGGGGUGGUCAAAUUGAAGUCUCAGCAAUGGAGACAUGGCUGGGAUGGCAUUGACUCAUUAUGCGGAUCUACCGACACCUGGUCUCAUGACAAGGUUCGGUCCUGGAAUACCCUUGUGAAGAAGUAUCUCCAGAGCAGCGCAGGGCUACCGCAUGGGAUGAGUACAGAUCGCAUCCUCCAUCUCAUCUGUCAAGAAGAGGCAAAUUCUUUCGGCCUUUACCCACGAGAAACAGGCAUAUUCCCUCUACCGAAUCCUCCAAUUGACCGAGGGGAGCAGUUUGCUGCAGCCGUGUAUCCCACGGCAGCAAUGGCCAACCAUUCAUGUUCGCCGAAUAUCAUUCAUAAACCUGAUGAUGAAGGACGUAUGGUCUUUACCACAUCUCGCGAUAUUCUUCCGGGAGAAGAGUGCUGCAUCUCAUACUUCGAUCUGACACAAUAUACGGAUAUUUCCUCCCGCCGCGAGCAUCUUCGAAAAUCAUUCCGGUUUGUGUGCCGGUGUGACCGGUGUAGCUCCGAAGAGCCAGUGAAUGAAAUAACCGAGUGGGCUGCGAUGCCACAGAUGGACAUA